AUCUCUUCCUCUCUGAGGGGAGAAACACUGAAGUUUUGAAGAGACAUCGUCGUUUAUCUGCUCUAAAACACGUUCUCAACAGCGCUAUGAGGACAUUAUUUAUCAGAAAUCGUUUGGAUAUCUUUUGAGGAAUAUGAUUUUAAUCACUGCUUUCAUCUGUUUAUGCAUUCUGAUCACAAAUGGUGUGUUUUUUGUUGAGGAUGAAGUGAAGUCAGUGUCAGUGAUGGAGGGAGAUUCUGUCUCUCUAAACACUGAUGUUCAAGUACAGAAAGAUCUUCAGAUACUGUGGAGGUUUGGACCUCAAAACACUCGAAUAGCUGAAAUCAUUAAAAGGGACCAAAUAAACUAUAUAUUUGUCAGUAAUGAUGGGAUAUUCAGAGACAGACUCCAGAUGGACAAUCACACUGGAUCUCUGACCAUCAGAAACAUCAGAUCUGAACACACUGGACUUUAUGAACUGACCGUCACCAGUAGUAGAAAAACACUUAAGAGAUUCAAUGUUACUGUCUAUGCUCCUCUGCCGAUUCCUGUCAUUUCCAGUAACUCUUCAAACUGUUCUUCAUCACCAUCAUCAUCAACAUCAUCAAGAUCAGUGUCAUCAGUGUCCAGAUGUUCACUGGUGUGUUCAGCUGUGAAUGUGGGUUAUGUGACUCUCUCCUGGUACAAAGGAAACAGUUUAUUGUCCAGCAUCAGUGUGUCUGAUCUCAGCAUCAGUCUCUCUCUACCUCUGGAGGUGGAAUAUCAGGAUAAAAACACCUACAGCUGUGUGAUCAACAAUCUCAUCAGAAACCAGACCAAACAUAUCACAACCAAUGGACUCUGUCACUCAUGUGAAGAACAGAGCCACCGUUCCUGUACUAUACCAGUGGUAGUUGGUGUGUUGUUAUUGCUGGCCAUGAUUGCAGUUUGUGGAGGGAUUGUGUUCUGGCACAUCAAGAACCAUAAACCUGUUCUAAAAAAAAAAAGAAAGAAACUAUUUAAAAGAUAAUUGUGACUUUUUAUCUCACA
Megalobrama amblycephala (Wuchang bream) is the source of this 1008-nucleotide messenger RNA. RefSeq lists its product as uncharacterized. Lineage: Eukaryota; Metazoa; Chordata; Actinopteri; Cypriniformes; Xenocyprididae. The transcript is spliced from 4 exons. Bases 134 to 988 code for a protein of 284 amino acids. The record is from RefSeq and is a predicted model, not a curated record.